Molecule: messenger RNA, 1539 nt
Organism: Penicillium salamii
Lineage: Eukaryota; Fungi; Ascomycota; Eurotiomycetes; Eurotiales; Aspergillaceae
Source: the annotation of a GenBank genome assembly
AUGAAGUUGAAUCUGGCCACAGGCCUCAUCUUCUUCUUGGCUUCCACUGAGGCAGUAGCUGCUUCGAGCUGGUGGAGCAAGGCUGUGUACAAUAAAUGGCACGAGACAGAGCUAGAGAGAUGGCUGUCUGAUCACGAUAUCCCCCACCCCAGCCCUGCCGACCGCCGGGACCUAGAAAACUUGGUCAAGACCAACUGGGACACAAAGGUGCAGAAGCCCCUGGGGCACAUUGCCGACCAAGCCAAUGACCAGAUCCAUCAUGCCAAGGAGUGGAUCUUUGAUACCUGGUCUGACACCCAGUUGAAAGCCUUCCUGGAUCGCCACGGCAUCCCAGCCCCCCAGCCUCGCAAGCGCGAUGUACUGAUCAAAACCGCACGCGAGAGUUACGAGAACAUCGCCACCAAGGUCGGCGAGGCGGCUUCUUACCCCGGAGACUGGGUAUAUGAGAACUGGUCGGAUUCCGAUCUCAAGGCGUGGCUGGACGAGCGUGGAUGGCCUGCUCCUCAGCCUUCCACUCGUGAUAAGCUGAUUGCGUCGGUGCGCCGAAACUCCCGCAUUGUCAGCUUGCAGGCCCGCAGUAUUGCGGCAUCUGCAUCAGCUGAGGCUGAGGCCGCCAAGGAGUCUUUGAGUGAGGAACUUUUCAAUGCCUGGUCUGAUUCCAAGCUGAAGGAAUUCCUCGACGAACAUGACGUCAAGGUGCCUCAAGGCUCCAAGCGCAAUGAACUCAUUGCCCUGGCUCGCAAGCACCGCUACAAUCUUUCUAACCAGGCUUCUAGUGCGGCUGGCGCAGCACAGGAUGCGUUUGGUGCCGCUACUACCAAGGCUGGAAACCAGUAUGCUCGCGCUACCGAUGAUGCUAAGCUCAAGGCGGCGGAUGGUUUCGAGACUGCUUUGAACGGCUGGUCUGACUCUCGCCUGAAGGCUUUCCUUGAUGCUCGCAGUGUUCCCAUUCCACAGAAUGGAAAGCGUGAUCAACUGAUCGCACUGGUUCGCGCCAAUGCCCACAAGGCUGCUGGUGGAUGGAACCAGUAUAACUUCGAUACCUGGGACAAGGAGCACCUAGUCAAAUACCUGUCUGCAAUGAACAACAAGGCAGCCAAGAAGCUCGACGCCUCGCGCGAAGAGCUCAUUAAAAACGCCGAAGAUUCAUACGCCAAGGCGUCCAAGGCUGGUGGCGAACAGUACGCAUCCGCAACUGCCUCUCUCGCUCAAGCAACUGGUUCCGCAAAGGACGCCACCUUCGAUCAAUGGUCGCAGUCAGAACUCAAGAGAUACCUUGACAACUACGGCAUCCCUACCUACCAAGGUUCCAGCAUCAACGAGCUCCGCGCUGCCGCUCGCCGCAACGCCCAGUACUUCAAGUACGGCACCACCAACCCGCAAGACACCAUCUACGCCCGAAUUGUGGAUACCUUGCACUGGGCUGUCGAGCAGCUCAAGGUUGGUGCUGCUAGCGGACGGGCCCAGGGCUCCGAUGCUGCCGAGAAGGUCCAGGACAAGGUCUCAGAGAAAACCGAGAGACUGCGUGGUGAACUGUGA